CGGAAGGAGGAAGUCGCGCUGCGGAGUCUCGGCUGAUGCACAGAAGCGGGCGAUUUGCAGCCACUACUGAGUCGCCGGCGAUACAUCGCAGCCCCGACCUGUCCCAUCCCAUUCCAUCCCCACCCACCGCACAUGAUACCGCCUGUGUCCUGCAAUCGCUCCCAUCGCCAUUGGCAUUUCUUCCCACAUUUACGACCGGAAAUUUAAAAAAAAACACAAUCAAGUGGCGUGACUUUUCGAGAUGGCUCUGGCAAUGCAUGUGGGAAUACCAAGCGAUAAGUUAUGACUUGGACGAGGAAAUAAAUCAAAGCUAUGAUGAAUUUACUGGAAGCGAAAACUGAAGCUGGCGUUUUUUUUCGUAAAUCUAUUUUCUCAACAAAAGCAUCAUGUUUUGCCCGACCUCGGGCAUGGAGUGACGUUUAGCCUGGUUUAUGUGAUUUGAUGUAUCACUACAAAGUCGUUGUCUUCAAUCAAGCACCAUGUGGUCGAUUAUCAGAUUUGAAAAUCUUCAUGAACUGAAAAGAAUUUGUCACUGGGGACCAAUUAUAGCCAUAUCUGUGAUUACAGUAUGUUCAUCAAUGGCCGUUAUAGACUCAGUGCUUUGGUAUUGGCCCCUCGAUACUCCAGGUGGAAGUAUAAAUUUCAUUAUGUUGAUAAACUGGACAGUUCUUAUACUUUACAAUUAUUUUAAUGCAAUGUUUGUUGGCCCUGGUUAUGUGCCAAUUGGAUGGAAGCCGGAAAAUUUUCAUGAUGCAAUGUAUCUUCAGAACUGCAGAAUCUGUCAUGGUUACAAGGCACCCCGAUCACAUCAUUGCCGAAAAUGUAAUAGGUGUGUGAUGAAGAUGGAUCAUCAUUGUCCAUGGAUCAAUAAUUGUUGUGGUAAUUUUAACCAUGGCUACUUUACCUUAUUCCUGAUAUUAGCACCUAUGGGUUGUAUUCAUGCUUCUGUGAUUUUAAUCAUGACCAUGUACACACAGCUUUAUAACAGGAUAUCAUUUGGUUGGAGUUCUGUAAAAAUUGAUAUGAGCAUGACUCGAAGCAAUCCACAGCUCAUCAUUCCUUUUGGUAUUUAUGGAUUUGCUGCCUCUCUCUUUGCUUUAGGAUUGGCAAUCGGUACAACAAUUGCUGUUGGAAUGUUGUUUAUAAUUCAGAUGAAAGUGAUUCUUAGAAACAAAACAUCCAUUGAAGUUUGGAUAGAAGAAAAGGCCAAAGACAGAAUCCAGUAUUAUCAAACUGGUGAGCACUUCGUUUUUCCAUAUGACCUUGGAAGCAAGUGGAAGAACUUCAGGCAGGUGUUCACGUGGUCUGGGCUUCCUGAAACAGAUGGAAUUGUCUGGCCUGUUCAUGAAGGCUGCCAUCCAUACACAUUAACGAUAGAACAGCUGAAGCAGAAAGCUGAUAAAAGAGUGAGAAGUGUUCAAUACAGAGUGAUUGAAGAUUACAAUGGAGCUUGCUGUCCUAUAACGAAAGGUUUCAAAACAUUUUAUAACACACCUUGUACUGAAGAGCCCAGAAUUCAGCUGAAAAAAGGUGAACUGGUUUCGGCCACAAGAGGUUUGAGGCACUGGAUGUAUGGCGACAAGAACUUAAAGAAAAAUGCCUAUAUUGGAAAGCAUGAACGAGGCUGGUUCCCAAGAAAAUGUGUUGAGAAAUACUUAAAUGGCCCUGCCACAGAUAAAAGAACAGAAGAGGAAAAAAAGAAUUUCUGAUAGUUAUUGGCACCGGUUCUUUUGACAACAGAGUUGGUGAUGGUCUUCUACAGGAUCUCUUUUCCGAUGCUUUCUUUUUCACAUUUAAUUUCGAAUCGACUUGUUUUGAUAAAGCAGUUGCAUGUCUUUUAUAAUCAAAGAAGUUCCUUUACAUUUUCAAAUGUUUAUGAAACAAUCUAAUUAUGGUGAUAGAGAUUUGAGAGGCGAUUUGCAAUUUUGAAACAAUAAAUUGUCUUCCCUUUCA
Molecule: messenger RNA, 1953 nt
Organism: Leucoraja erinaceus (little skate)
Lineage: Eukaryota; Metazoa; Chordata; Chondrichthyes; Rajiformes; Rajidae
Gene: zdhhc6
Product: zinc finger DHHC-type palmitoyltransferase 6
Exons: 11
Coding region: 480-1709 (409 amino acids)
Biological process (GO): protein palmitoylation
Cellular component (GO): Golgi apparatus
Molecular function (GO): palmitoyltransferase activity; protein binding
Source: RefSeq, a predicted model, not a curated record